Molecule: messenger RNA, 348 nt
Organism: Colletotrichum abscissum
Lineage: Eukaryota; Fungi; Ascomycota; Sordariomycetes; Glomerellales; Glomerellaceae
Exons: 3
Coding region: 1-348 (115 amino acids)
Source: RefSeq, a predicted model, not a curated record
AUGUCCGGAAACUCAAACCUUGGCAACAGCGCCGUUUACGAGGCUGGCGAUCAGAGAAACGCCAAGGAGGAGGAGACCAACAACGCCGAGCGUUUCCACGAGGGCAAGGAGCACUCUCACUUGGCGACAGACUCCAAGGAUGAGCGUUCCAUCGCCAACAGACUCGCUGCUGAGGAGAAGAAGAACAAAGAGGGUGAUGAGGAAGAGUCCCUCGAGACCCGCCUUGGCAAGGAGGACGCCACACUCCCCGCCAAGCUGCACGGUAACAAGCCUUCCAGGGGUGCCGAGAUCGACAAGCAGCUCCAGGAGGAGGACGAGCUCCGCCUGAAGCAAAAGGCUGGAAAAUAG